AAGGACAAUGCCGGAAACAAAACUAUAACUUUCAUGUGCAUACUUGUUUUCAUUUCUACCCAAAUCCAUUCUAAGGAUGUCAAACGGUGAGGUCGGCGUUAAAGUGAACGCCCAAUGGCCAUACUUGCUGCUCAUCUAGCAGCACCGCCACCCUCCGACCUUUCUUCUCUGCCGAUCAUUGAGCCAUGGUGCGUCUCUGCUCAGACCGCCGCCUCCCUUGGCGUUUCCUUGACCAACAUCGACGAACGCACUGGGAAGAAGUACCAGGUCUCUGUCUCCGCAGAAGGCAACGUUAAAGCGGUUGCUUUGAAGAAGGUCUAUAACGACCGGACAGAGGACAAGGGGCCCAAGAUGUAUGACCCUGGCUAUUUGAACACCGCUCCUGCACGCUCAUCAAUUUCCUAUAUUGACGGGGAUCAGGGGACCCUUCGAUACAGAUGCUACCCAAUUGAGGAAUUGGCCGAGAGCAGUACCGUCUUAGAAGUGGCCUAUCUCCUCAUAUAUGGAAAUUUGCCUUCUGAAAGUCAGUUGGCUGAUUGGGAAUUUGCUGUUUCUCAGCAUUCAGCUGAUAUAGUACGGUCAAUGCCUGAUGGCACACACCCAAUGCGUGUACUUGUCAGUGGAAUGAGUGCUCUCCCCAUCUUUCAAGCGGAUGCAAAUCCUGCUCUUAAGAUGGCCAACAAGGGUGCUUUCAUUCGUUUUGAAGCUCCUGAUUUGAAGCCAAACAUUGUUACAUUCUCAGCGGUGCCUCAUCCUGAUGUCAAGCCAAUGGCGUAUGCAAACAACUUUCUUCGGUUGUUCCAAUAACUUACAUAUUUGUCUUGAAUGGUCUAUCUUCUAUGGUUUUGGGGAUAGAAAAGCUCAACUGCUGAACGGUAAGUUGCUUGAGCUAGAGAAAUAGUGCUUGUUGACAAUGCUGGUUUGACUAAUAGUUUUUCCUUUCAAGGAAUCCCUUGGAGGUGCAUUCUUUCUACUACUUUUCGUUAGUUAGGAAGUUCAGGCAUUUCGUCCAUUGUUGAAAAUUUCCUUUGAUGUCGCUCAGAAAGGAACCUGAUGGUGCCUUGUAAAAUGUAUGACCCCUUUUGAUCUUUGUGUCUAACAUUUGUUCCUAUUUAUCCGAACAAUAAACUUGGUGUGUUUCU
Messenger RNA from Rubroshorea leprosula, 1142 nucleotides. The record is from the annotation of a GenBank genome assembly. Lineage: Eukaryota; Viridiplantae; Streptophyta; Magnoliopsida; Malvales; Dipterocarpaceae.